ACUACGCACUCCGUCUUUGUCGAGGCUCGUGAGAGCAUCUGUCUGACUAUGAAGACGUGUUUUAUAUGUGUUUAAAAAGAUAUUACCUAUCUGAAAGUUUGUAAAAAUGGGUAAAAAGGAUAAAGGAGAUCGGGAGAAAAAGUCCAAAAAGCGUUUCUAUGAGGAGGAAGAUGAUGAAGAAGAGGUGGUGGGCAGUGAGUCUCAGGAGGCCAUACCUGCUGCUGCUGGGAAACAAGUGGAAGAGUCCAGUACCAAACUGGACGAAUAUGGAGCCAAAGACUACCGUUCUCAGAUGCUUCUGAAAAAUGAUCACUCCUCACGUCCCCUCUGGGUGGCUCCAGAUGGACACAUCUUUUUAGAGGCCUUUUCACCAGUGUACAAGUAUGCCCAGGACUUCUUGGUGGCCAUUGCAGAGCCCGUGUGCAGGCCUAACCAUAUCCAUGAGUACAAGCUGACAGCGUAUUCCCUGUAUGCAGCUGUCAGUGUGGGGCUGCAGACCUCUGACAUUGUGGAGUACCUGCAGAAACUCAGCAAGACAUCUGUACCUGAUGGAAUCGUACAGUUCAUUAAGCUCUGCACAGUAAGCUAUGGCAAAGUCAAGCUAGUGCUGAAGCACAAUAGGUAUUUUGUUGAGAGUGCCUUCCCUGAUGUGAUCCAGCGGCUUCUGCAGGACAAUGUGAUCCGUGAAUGUCGUCUCCGUAGUGCAGAUGGAGCGGACACUGAGCUCAUUACUGAAGUCAUCCACAGCAAGUCAGCGAUCUCCAAGUCUGUUCAGGAAAAGGGAGGAACUUCCACCUCACAGGAGCCCACUGAGGGACAAACUUCAACCCAGCAGGUCCCCGAGGACAUCUUCAGCUACUAUGAGCAGAUGGAUAAGGAAGAAGAGGAGGAAGAGGAGACUCAGACUGUGUCCUUUGAGAUUCGCCAGGAGAUGAUCGAAGAGCUGCAGAAGCGUUGCAUUCAGCUGGAGUACCCCCUCCUUGCAGAGUACGACUUUCGCAAUGACACAGUCAACCCAGACAUCAACAUAGACCUGAAGCCCACUGCUGUGCUGAGGCCUUACCAGGAAAAGAGUCUGCGCAAGAUGUUUGGGAAUGGACGUGCUCGCUCUGGGGUUAUUGUGCUACCCUGCGGAGCGGGCAAAUCUCUGGUGGGUGUUACAGCAGCCUGCACAGUGCGUAAACGCUGCCUGGUGCUGGGGAACUCCUCUGUGUCAGUGGAACAGUGGAAGGCUCAGUUCAAGAUGUGGUCCACGAUUGAUGACUCUCAAAUCUGCCGCUUCACCUCUGAUGCUAAGGACAAGCCCAUCGGCUGCUCAAUAGCCAUCAGCACUUACUCUAUGCUGGGCCACACAACCAAGCGCUCCUGGGAGGCUGAGAGGGUCAUGGAGUGGAUGCGUAGCCAGGAGUGGGGACUCAUUAUCCUGGAUGAGGUGCACACUAUUCCUGCCAGGAUGUUUCGUCGUGUUCUGACCAUUGUCCAGGCGCACUGCAAACUGGGGCUCACUGCUACGCUGGUGAGAGAAGAUGACAAGAUUGUGGACCUCAACUUCCUAAUCGGGCCAAAGCUAUUUGAGGCCAACUGGAUGGAGUUGCAGAACAAUGGCUACAUUGCCAAAGUCCAGUGUGCAGAGGUGUGGUGCCCGAUGUCUCCAGAGUUUUACAGAGAAUAUGUGGCCAUCAAGACGAAGAAGCGCAUCCUGCUUUAUACCAUGAACCCCAAUAAGUUCCGCGCCUGCCAGUUUCUCAUUCGCUUCCACGAACGGCGCAAUGACAAGAUCAUUGUCUUCGCUGAUAAUGUCUUUGCCUUAAAGGAAUAUGCCAUCCGCCUCAACAAGCCUUACAUCUAUGGUCCAACGUCUCAAGGGGAGCGUAUGCAGAUUUUACAGAACUUCAAACAUAACCCCAAGAUCAACACAAUUUUCAUCUCCAAGGUCGGAGACACCUCAUUUGACUUGCCAGAAGCCAACGUUCUGAUACAGAUCUCCUCUCAUGGUGGAUCACGUAGGCAGGAGGCCCAGAGGCUUGGCAGAGUCUUACGAGCCAAGAAAGGAAUGGUAGCAGAGGAGUACAAUGCAUACUUCUACUCACUGGUGUCACAGGACACCCAGGAGAUGGCUUACUCAACCAAGAGGCAGAGGUUCCUAGUGGAUCAGGGCUAUAGCUUUAAGGUGAUCACCAAGUUGGCUGGUAUGGAGGAAGAGGACUUAAUGUUCUCCACUAGAGAUGAUCAACAGCAGCUGCUUCAGAAGGUCUUGGCUGCGUCAGACCUGGAUGCUGAGGAGGAAGUGGUGGCAGGAGAGGUGGGCGGACGACCACAGUUCUCGAGGCGACCAGGCACCAUGAGCUCCAUGUCAGGAGCAGACGACACCGUUUACAUGGAAUAUCAGAGCCGAGGCAGCAAAGCCGCCGCCUUGAAGGGCGUCCAUCCGCUCUUCAAGCGCUUCCGAAAGUAGAAACACUGAAAGACUGUUGCUACAGGAUGAGAGGAUGAAGUGGAGGAGCAGUAAUGUUAUUCUGAGGCUGAGGGUCAGAUCGUCCAGCUGGUCUGGAGAACAGAACAGUCAGUGGAGACCUCCUGAAGCUACGUAUUAUCUGAAGCUAAUGAUGAUAUAUAAAACUUCCUCCUGAUCGCUGAUGGUGACGUACAUGUUGCAGUGAAUGAUUCCCAGCUGGGCUCAGAUGUGAUAUGUGAUAUAUCUGAUGUCCCGUUUCAGACAUGUUCAGCUGAAAUGCAGCGCAUACCAAGCGAGACAAAGUGUCAACCAUCAUUGUUCCCUCGAAACAAAAUAGUGUGUUGUUUUUUAAUUUGACU
This is a messenger RNA of Scomber japonicus (chub mackerel), 2814 nucleotides long. It is a transcript of the gene ercc3, whose product is annotated as excision repair cross-complementation group 3. The transcript has 15 exons. Bases 107 to 2455 code for a protein of 782 amino acids. Gene Ontology annotation, biological process: transcription initiation at RNA polymerase II promoter; nucleotide-excision repair. The record is from RefSeq and is a predicted model, not a curated record. NCBI's taxonomy places the organism in Eukaryota, Metazoa, Chordata, Actinopteri, Scombriformes, Scombridae. Gene Ontology annotation, cellular component: transcription factor TFIIH holo complex; nucleotide-excision repair factor 3 complex; transcription preinitiation complex. Gene Ontology annotation, molecular function: DNA binding; 3'-5' DNA helicase activity; hydrolase activity.